AUGCUGAAUCCGGUAAACGGGUUGGUCUGUUUCGUUAAACCUUCUGAAGGUUCUGUUCUUACCUAUAAUCUUAACACCGGGGACAAAACAUUUUGGUUAGAAACAAGGACUAGGAAAUUACUGAGAGGUCAUGAUGGACAAGCAGCAGUGGACACUUCUAGGAUGAGGUGGGGUUUUGGAUUCGGAUUUGAUCUAGCUACUAAGGAACACAAAGUGGUUUCGGUGUUUGAGACUAUAAAUAAUACAGAAGAAAACAUUUGUAAUGAGAACCCAUUCGGUCUUGAUACGCAACAGUGUGAGAUUUUAACAGUAGGAGGAGUUAGGAAUGAAUGGAGGCAAAUGGAUAAGAAGUUUACUCCGGGUAAAAUAGUUGGUGCAUCUGUUUAUGUGAAUGGUGUUAUCUAUUGGCUGGAUGAACACCAUAAAGUUCAUGAAGUCAUAAUGGCAUUUGAUGUUACAAGUGAAAGGUUUAACAAAGUCGUUGUAAUCCCUACUUUCAUCAAUAAUCGUUGGCGGGAUUAUCCGGUUAAUGGAGGCAUACAAAAUAUUUCGAUAUAUGUAGAUUUACUAGAAGUUGAUGGGCAUAUAGCUUUAUGGGAAAGAGUGGAUGGAUGUUCUAUUAAUAUAUGGACCUACGAUGAGCAUUGGACACAAGAGAAAAUUACAUUACCAUUUAACUUGUGGAACGCGUACGAUGAUUAUGUAUCUAUUGAAGCGAUUACCGGGACAGAUCUCAUCAUCUUCAAGAACUUCAAUCAAGAAACAAAGUUCGAAACUCUUUUUUAUUACAACCGGAAAAUGAAGAACAUUGAAAAACAAGUUGAUAUCAAAGGGAUUUGUUGGGAUCGCGAUGCCGUCGGCUUCAAAUUUUCAACUUUCGUGGAUAGUUUGAUGCCUGUUCAGAGUACGUACCCAUGCUACACCCCUGAAUCCAGGGUUUGA
Messenger RNA from Papaver somniferum (opium poppy), 942 nucleotides. RefSeq lists its product as uncharacterized. The record is from RefSeq and is a predicted model, not a curated record. The transcript has a single exon. Lineage: Eukaryota; Viridiplantae; Streptophyta; Magnoliopsida; Ranunculales; Papaveraceae. Bases 1 to 942 code for a protein of 313 amino acids.